Caenorhabditis briggsae is the source of this 2706-nucleotide messenger RNA. Gene Ontology annotation, molecular function: actin filament binding; phosphatidylinositol-4,5-bisphosphate binding. The transcript is spliced from 6 exons. Bases 1 to 2706 code for a protein of 901 amino acids. The record is from RefSeq and is a predicted model, not a curated record. Lineage: Eukaryota; Metazoa; Nematoda; Chromadorea; Rhabditida; Rhabditidae. Gene Ontology annotation, biological process: actin filament severing; actin polymerization or depolymerization; barbed-end actin filament capping. Gene Ontology annotation, cellular component: cytoplasm; actin cytoskeleton.
AUGUCAAUCAUUCCAUUUUCAGAUCAUUUGAUGAUCGCCCAGUUACAAAAGUCGCUUCAACAGAGUUCAACUUAUGAGAAGAAAAAUGUAGAAGUCGCGUUGGCCGAGAGAAGUCUCAAAGAACGAUUGGCAUCUUUGAAUAAUAGCGCGGACCAAUGGAAAAGCCGUCCAGUUCGCCAUACUCCACCCCCUCUUCAAAGAAGAACAAGUGCCAAUGUUCUUCAUGAUCUUCCAAUUUUCCAACGAGCACAGAGAAACGUUCGCCAAUCUCUUCCAGUUUUAGAAAAACCUUGUGACAUUACGAGUGGAUUGAAAAAGUUUUUUGGAAACAAUCCGACAAUAUCGACGAACUCACAAUCAGAUGCAAACGAAAUAGACUUGGAUGUGAUUUCAUCCAAAGCAACACCAGUUUUGAAAUCUGUGACUCGACCACGUGCUCCAUGCAGGAGUAAAACAACGAAAUCGGAGAAUCUAGAUGAUAGAACAAGACUGGAUGCUGUCAAAAUCGACGAAGAAAAAUUCAUCGAGGUUGAAGAGGAACCGGAGAAAUUGGAAACACAAGAACAAGCAAUUGCCGCGAUUCAAGGAGCCAAACAGCUUUUAAAGAGCCCAACAAAAGUGUCCCCGUAUCCAGAAGUUAUGCUGAUUCAGGUACGGGGAUCGAAACACGUGGAUGUUCGAUUAGUGGCUCCUUCAAUUUCUUCAAUUCAUGAACACGCUUGUUUCGUUGUUGUUCAUCAGAAUCACUUGAUCAAGUAUGAAGGCACUAUGAGCAAUAUUCUGGAAAAAACGAAAGCAUCCCAACUUUGUAUCGAAAUUCUGGGAAAGAACGACUUGCAUUGCACAGCGAAAUCUAUAACUACUGUAACUGAAAAUGGCAAAAACUCACUUUCAAACUUAUUGUUCUGUUCGGAAAACUCUGCUAGCAAAGUCAGCAACCACUAUCAAACUACGCUGGAGCCAUUUGAAACCACGAUUUCAAAGCUCAACCUCGUUUUGCGAAUCGCAGAUGAUUGUAGUGCUCAGACAUGCGCCAGAAGAGAAAAACUGUCGCACAGUAUAAUGCAACCAAACGAAGUUCUCAUAUUCGAUUUCGGAAGCGAAAUUUAUAUAUGGACUGGAAAAUAUUCAAAGAAAGUCAGCACAGCUUACGCUGUUGAAUAUGCGAAACAACUGAUGAAGAAACCAGUGAAAAAUGGGAAAACUCUCUUAGGAGAUUCUGAAUUCUCUGAUGACGAUGGACGACCCGAAUGGACACUUUUCCGCAAGAUUCAUCAAGGAGUUUUGGACACUCUUUUCAAAGCAAAGUUCUCCGAUUGGCCAGAAACUCAUGAAGUGAUCACAACUUGUAAACCGAAACCACUAUUUUCGAAGAAAACUCCAGGAAUCAAAACAUAUGAAGAUGUGCUGGCUACAAAUCAGGACGAAGAAGUUGAUAACCUUGUACGACGAAUGUUGGAAGAGCCUGAAUUAGAUCCUGUUCUAAUAAUUGAAGACCAAGAAAUAGAUAGAAAACUUCACGAUAUCAUCAGUGAAGACCGAUGUCUUUGGAUUUUGAGAGGAGAAGAACUACAGAAAAUUGAAUACACUAACCAUUUCGAUUCGAGAAAGUGCUACGUAUUGCAAUGGCAGUACAGAAUUCAAAAGUCGGGAGUUCGUCGAAUCAAAACAGGAAAAGAGGAAGAACGAGAAACUGGAAGAUCAAGAGUCGCCUUCUUCUAUUGGCUUGGUGAACACACAACUCCUAAACAACAUGGUCUCUGUGCGUUACGAAUCAAAGAAAUCGACAGAGAAAACUCUCCCAGAAUCAGAGUAACCGAUGGAAACGAACCUGCCCUAUUCCUCACACUGUUUGAAGGAAAGUUCAUGGUUAGUAACGAUGUAGCGGACAAGGACCAACUUCGACGUUACGUGGUGGUUGGUGCGAAUUCUCAAGAGUCAAGUCUUCGGCAAAUCGAUGACAUGGAUUCAAAACUUCGAUCUCAUGCUGCUUACAUCGAGAAAACAUCGGAUGGUCCACAUAUAGUUUGUGGAGCGAAUUGUACUCCAGAACAGGUUCAUUUCGUUUUGGCACACGCGGACCACCUCCGACAAACAGCUGGAAUUCGAGGGAAUUCAGAAGUUGAAGUAGAAGGCGACAAGAAAACGAGAAACUGGGUGAGCUCUGUCGGAAGGAAACGAUCGAUGCGUGUUUGGAGGAUAUUCGAAAACGAGUCAGAACAAGUGAAUCAUAUGAGUGGUCACAAGGAUUGUGCGUUCACAUUUCCUCAACAGAUUCUCACCGAAACAAUAUUAAUCGAUGUUGGAGAAGCUCUCUGGUUAUGGUCAGAAGAUGUCGUGACAACAUUCGCAUUAAAGGUUGCCGAGAAAUAUUGGAAGAAUAGAAACGGAACAGCCCGAGUUGUAUACAAAGGAGCAGAGCCAGAAUCAUUCUCAGCUCUGUUUAUGAAAUGGGAAAACUUCGAAGUUGAGAAUCCGAUGGAUUCGAAAGAUUUAUCAGAACUAUUGAAAGAAAGAUGCCGAACAUUUUCAUUGAAAGAGCUCAAAGAACGAACACAACUUCCAGCUGGUAUGGAUAUGCGUCGACUGGAAAGCUAUUUAACCGACGACGAUUUUAUAAAAGCGUUUGGAAUCGUUAGAACAGAGUUUUACGCCCAGAAGGCUUGGAAACAGAAUGAAGCACGGAAAAGAGUUGGUCUAUUCUAA